GGAAAACUGAUCAGACAUGUUCUAGCUCUGACACUAUAAGCGAGUUAUAAUAGCUAAGGAUGCCAACCAUCCAGCUGAAACUCCUUUUGGUGUUAACAGUAUUACAACAAUGCCUUAUCACUUCCGUUGACUCCAGCAAGACGAGGCAGCUAAAAGACGUCCAAGUGAAAAUUCCACUGCAAAUACGUGUCCGCCGUGUCUGCACAAACGCUGACUGCGUCAAAACGUGUCCGAAAGAUUAUGAACUGGAUUCUGAGCUUCAAUAUUGCCGCUACAAACGGUCGUCCUGUCCUCCAAACUACGUGCGUCAUCUAGGCAGCUGCGUUCUACGUGAGGUGCAAUGUCCUCCAGGAAGCGUUCGCCAUGGUAAUCGCUGCGUGGUGAAAAGUUUUGCAUGUCCCACUGGUUACGUACUUGAGGGGAGCAAUUGCGUUAACUCCAGAUUCUGCCCAAACGGUUAUCAUUGGGAAAAUGGGUUUUGUUACCAACAACAGCAUUCGCGAACUUGUCCUCAUGGGUAUGAUAGGCAGAACGGCGUCUGCAUUCAAAUAUGUGUUAACUGUGAAGCAGCCUGUACAGAAUGCGAGGAGGAAACAGUUCCACUUAAGUGCCCGACAAGUUAUGAAUCUUACAGAGGAAAAUGUCUUAAACUGCAACAAGGAAGAGUCAAUGUUAUAGUGAAAAAUGUAACCUACAAGGUGCCAAAGGAAUGUGAAAACGAACAAUUCAUCAGCGAUGGGUCCUGUGUUUCGUACAGAUUCGAAAACCCGCAAUGCACCGGUGGGCACUUUUACAACGGAAAGUGUGUUGAUAUAGCCAAAUGUAGUCGAGGGAAUCUGCACGAUGAUUGUAAAUGCAUUGAGGAUAUCACAACCCAAGCGGUGUGUCAACAAGGACAGUCUAGCGGAGCAGGAUGUGUGGUGGAGAAGGCGCAAUGUUCUCAAUCCGCGCAGCUAGUGAAUGGGGUGUGCACGAGGAAGAUAAAUUCACACAGACCAACUUGCAUACGAGGUUCACCGAUCGAUCAAACGUAUUGCGAUUUGGGUGAACCAUGUUGCACCACUGGGUUCACCCUAGAUGGGGCAUUUUGUAGAAGAAAUACUUCCUAUUCUGUAGACUGCGGACCAUCAAGCCAAUUACUCAACGGAUGGUGUAGUUUCAACUCUAGCUGUGACCAUGGUUAUCAACAUAUCAGUGAUGGUGAAUGUAUACAGAUACAAAAUGAUCAAAUAUCUCUCUGUCCACCGUCUACAAGAAGAGAUGGGGAAGUAUGUGUAAACCAGAAACCGCUAUGCGAUCAGGACCAUAUAUAUGAUAAUCGUUACGGAAUAUGUGUCAAGUGUACAGAGAAAUAUGUUCAAUGCAAUGAAUCAGCAGGGUAUCAUUUGAGUGAUGAUGCAUGUAUACGAUUGGAACCGCUAUGUCCUCCCGGGUAUGUUUGGCAUAAGUAUAUCUGUGUUAGAAAAACAGAACCGGACUGUGAAUGCUCUGUUGGCUUUUUCUCAAAUAACUAUUGUGUUCACAAUCACCUCACAUGUCCUGAUGAUUACGAACUCGUAGACAAUAUAUGUAUAAAGAAGGAACUGCCAAGUUGCCCAGACGGAACUGUCUAUCAGGAUGGAUUCUGCGAAGCUGCGCCGGAAUGCGCGUCAGGAUAUUCUGUCGGCCCAACUGCAUGUGUUAAAGAAAUACGAAAGCCCCUCAAAAACUUUAUAAUGCCUGCCUGUCCAACAGGCUUUCAAUUAGAAAAUGGAAAUUGUAUAAAGACAACGUGGAGAAAUUCUGUGGUAGAAUCGAGAAUACCAUAUUGCCCUUCAGGAUAUAAGCUUGCAAAUGGCAAAUGUAUCAAGGAGUAUAAUGGCUAUUGGAUGUGUCCACCUAAAACAAUUCUAAUGAAUCAAGAAAACAAAUGCUUUUGUAAAGUGGCACUCAUAUGUCCUACCGGUUAUGAGAGAAUUGGAGAUGACUGUAUUUUCCGGUCCACAAACUACUUUUCCUCAUUCGUCAACUUUUUAAAUCCUUGCUAUGGUAUGCAAUGUGGUCUUCAGUACUGUAUAACGCAAUGUUUCAGUCCACCUUGUCCAGUACAACCAUGCUCUUAUGGCUCGUACCAACAACCUGGUCCUGGGCACCUCAACUAUUUCAACCAGGCACAAUCCGAACCUUGCGGAGUAGGCGAUCUCUGCACAAUAAACACACAGUUGGAAUCCAGUGUCAGUUUAGCAUGUCCAGCAGGGUACAAUAAAGAGAACAACACAUGCAUCGCCUACUAUGAAAGAAUUUGUCAGAAGGGUUACAGCAUUACAAACGGUAGUUGCGUGAAGAUUGAAGAAGUUAAUGUCAUGUGCGCGUUGGGAUUCACACUAGUAAAUGGAGCCUGCAUACAUGUAGAAUGUGAUUCUGGUUACACUCGGGAUGGUACUCGUUGUAAACGAGUGGAAUUUCGAUCCCCCAUGCCAUGUCCAAACGAUUACGUGUUUAUUAAUGGGAUUUGUCUGAAUAAAAAUGAAUGUAUUGAUGGAUCAAUAGAAGGAAGCUUCUGCGUACGGAGACUAUUCGACUCGUAUAAAUGCCCUCAAAAUCUAAUUCAUCACAACGAUUCGUGCAUUGCACUAGGAAUAUGCUCGACCCAAAAUUAUGUAUUUAGCAAUGGUGUUUGUCGAAGCUGUGAUUAUAUGUCGCUAAAUUGUCCUCAAGGAACGAGACGUGUGGAAAAUAUGUGUGUAUACCCCAAGAGUCCUGACUGUCGAAAUGAUACUACCGUAAUGACUACUUGCAAAGGAAUCAUUUACCAAAAUGACAUGUGUAAGUAUGUUGAAACUCCAUUUUGUGGCAAAGGAUAUGUAUUACGAAAUGAAAAAUGUGCAGGUUGUUCAUCGAAGAGCCCCAACUGCCCAGAAGGUAUGAUAAUUCUGAAGGGCAAAUGUAUCACGUAUCCAACAAAAUGUAACGACGGAUCUUUCUUGAGCAGGAAUGGUGAUUGUAUGUCGGUGAGUUCUAAGCCAGCUAGUUGCAUUCACGGCAACUUCUUCUACGGAAAGUGCCGUGCUGAAUUAUCUACUUGCAAGACUGGUUACACACUUGAUAACGGAAACUGUAUGCAAAACGAAUUAGUACUAGCUACAUGCAGUAUUGGUAUUUUGAUGCGGGGAAGGUGUGUUGAACUAAUGCAAUGUAAUGGACCUGACUAUACACUUAAAAAUGGUUUGUGUAUUAAUAAUGAGUACAGCGAACCUACAUGCAGAAACAAGUUGCCAAGAACUCGAGAUGUUUGUGUCGGUGGAGCUCCAACAUGCACCGAAAACUUUUACCUUCUUAAUGGGCAGUGUUGUUCAACUCGCGUGCAACCGGCGAAAUGCUCUGGUAGUGGAAAAUGUCUGGAGAACUUCUGUUCCAUUUCGUACCCCAGCUGCAGCCCAACUUUAAGCUUCGACGGAUCAGUAUGUAAAAAAAUAGUUACAACCCCUGCGACAUGUCCCAGUGGGACUAUUUCUGACCGAAACGACCGUAGCUAUUGUCAGUACUUGUCCGAGCAAGCGGAGUUCAUAUGUCCACCUGAAUUCCACUAUAAAAACGGCAUUUGUCAGAAGCAACACUACGCUGAAGCAAGUUGCCCAACAGGUUUUAGAAGGAAGCUAAAUCAUUGUGUACGUAAAUCGUGCAACAAUGCUGCUCUUACGAAUUUAUGUGCCAGUGCGGAUGUAACAAGACAAACAUCAACACCAUCUUUUGCCGUGCCGAAUUAUCCGUUGUUACCGGAUAUUUCUAAUAACUUGCCCUGGUCUGCUGCGGUUGACCAGAUAUGCUGUCAAAUAUUUUCACCCAGAAUAUGUCGGUACAGUGAAGAAGAGGAUCGUUGGAGCUGUUAUCACACAGAGCAUCGACGUUGUGGUCCAUUCUGUGAUCAUAAAAAUCAACAGAUCCACCUUCGUAUGAUGGUACCAUACUUUUUAGAAGAUAGUAUUUUGAUAAUGACGCCAUCGGAAACAGAUGAUGAAGACGAUAGCGCGGAAGAUAGUGUUCCAGAUUGCGACGAAUGUACGGAUGGUUCUUACGAUUGCUCUAGUUAUUGCUAUACAUAUGACUGCCAAAAAAAUGGUGCAUGUCAUUUCAAGGACCAACACGAGUUUUGCAAGUCAUACCCUGGACCAGGAUGCACCCAAGCAGACGGUUGCUACGAUAAAGACUACUGUGAUGUGCGAUACAUUUAAGAAUCAAACAUUUCUUCUACUCACUAGGUGAAGUAACCGUGAGAAUGGGGGCCGUGAUUCGUUCGUUGGACACUUUUUAAUUGGACCGCUUUUUAGUUGGAUCUCCGCAAGUAGGAUCAUUGUCCUGCUUAGAAAAGCAUCUGAAUGCCAAAAUUACCUGUCAAAAAUUUAUUGACAACAAUUAGAGAUGCGAACAGUUACAUUUACGCUAUUAAGGUCUCUUUUGUGGAGUUAUUUACAUUAUUGUCAGUUGGUCCAACUAGCGAACCAAAUUCGUAAGUUAGACUGAAGGUGUGGCACAACCAGCGAAUUACGACAGUACAAUCGUGAUUCACUGGUUGGGCCACACCUCUAUCCAACUAACGAAUUUGAUUCGUUAGUUAGACCGACUGAUAGAUGUCAAAAACUCUCCAAAGGAGACGUUAGUAGUGUAAUUGCAUCUAUUCACAUCUCUAAUAAUUGUCAGAUUGAUUAUCAAAGUAAAUUUGACAUAAGAUUUUGACAUUCAGAUGCUUUUUAGUUGUACAAUGGUUCGACCAGCAGAGGUCCAACUAAAAAGUGGUUCAGUUAAAAAGUGUCCAACCAGCGAAUCACGACUAUAUACAUAUAUCUGUACUAUACAGAUUUUUCCACAAAUUCAGAUUUCAUACAAAUUACAAAUGGAAAUAAAUGAUGAUAAAUGAUUUUUA
Topomyia yanbarensis is the source of this 4900-nucleotide messenger RNA. RefSeq names its product proprotein convertase subtilisin/kexin type 5-like. Lineage: Eukaryota; Metazoa; Arthropoda; Insecta; Diptera; Culicidae. The transcript has 3 exons. The coding region runs from base 60 to 4211 and encodes 1383 amino acids. The record is from RefSeq and is a predicted model, not a curated record.